AUGUGUGGAGAUGGUUUUGUUUUAAAUGGUUGUGAGCAUUACGUUAUAACCUGUGCUUUCUACAUGUACACAUACCAACACAUAAUUAUUAUGUAUGGUGACGGUAAUCGCGAUGUGAACACAGUAUCAGCAACACAUACAAUUGCACACGUUGUGUUGCGUGAUCGUGCUGUUAGACACAAUUUCUUAAGUUACCAGCUAUAUCUUCACGUGGCAAUCUCACUUGCCGCAUACACUCAUCACUCAGAUACACUUCACAAUUUGAGGUAA
Lathyrus sativus (Indian pea) is the source of this 270-nucleotide messenger RNA. The record is from the annotation of a GenBank genome assembly. Lineage: Eukaryota; Viridiplantae; Streptophyta; Magnoliopsida; Fabales; Fabaceae.